Messenger RNA from Rhinichthys klamathensis goyatoka, 843 nucleotides. Its product is annotated as P2Y purinoceptor 14-like. The transcript has 2 exons. Lineage: Eukaryota; Metazoa; Chordata; Actinopteri; Cypriniformes; Leuciscidae. Gene Ontology annotation, biological process: G protein-coupled receptor signaling pathway. Bases 16 to 843 code for a protein of 275 amino acids. The record is from RefSeq and is a predicted model, not a curated record. Gene Ontology annotation, molecular function: G protein-coupled purinergic nucleotide receptor activity. Gene Ontology annotation, cellular component: membrane.
CUGAAUUGCAUCACGAUGCGUGUGUAUUUCUGCACUAAUCAGCGUGUCCAGUCCAGCGUCACGGUCUACAUGAAGAACCUGGCCGCAGCUGACUUCUUCCUUUGUCUUAGUUUAACUUUGCACAUUGCUAACAAUGCUAACUAUUCCGUGACGAUAAAAAAUAUUUACUGCAGCUUUGGAGCAACAGCCUUCUAUAUAAACAUGUAUGCAAGUAUUCUCUUCAUGGACUUUAUUGCUGCAAACAGGUACCUGAAGAUUGUCCGGCCACUGGAGACUCAUUCUCUUCAGACGGUUCGUACCGCCCGCCACAUUUCUGCAGCUACUUGGCUCUCGCUGUUAGCCACAUCUUCCAUCUAUCUGAUUCUCUUUCUCCAGACAGCCCGGGGUCAAAAGCUUGGUGAAUUUACUUGUGAAUCCCACCACAGUCUCGAGCUCAGUGUGGCCAACAAAAUCAUCCACUGUGCUUCCGUUGUAGUCUUCAUGUUUGUGCUGAUGUCUCUGGUUUUUCUAUAUUGGAAGACUCUGCAAAAGAUCCGACAAGCCAAGUUGUCCACACAGACCACAUCUAGUAGCCGUAAGUUUGACAAGUCUAAACGCAACAUGGUAGUUCUAGUGGUAGUCUUCUGCGUGUGCUUUGUGCCCUAUCAUCUGGCGAGACUGCCUUACGUGUUCAGCAGUGACUGUGCAACAGCUCAAGCAUUAAACAUCCUGAAGGAGCUGACCAUCUUGAUUUCAGUGCUAAAUGUCUGUUUCGAUCCUCUUAUAUACUUCAUCUUCUGCAAGGCCUUUAGAGCCCAGCUCAAGAAGAAAGAUUUUCAAAGAUCCAGUGAAGAUCAAACAUGA